Messenger RNA from Struthio camelus australis, 1466 nucleotides. The record is from RefSeq and is a predicted model, not a curated record. NCBI's taxonomy places the organism in Eukaryota, Metazoa, Chordata, Aves, Struthioniformes, Struthionidae.
AUGUCCUCUCUAGAUAUCAGAAAAAGCUUAAUCUAUCCAAGUCAAAUUUCACAGCUAAACGAUGCUGAUUUGCCUGUGAAGCGAUGUAACUUGAGACAAUGGCACAAGACUGCUUUAGGAAUUAAAAUUAUUACAUACUUGCAGCAACAAGCAGAAAGCAAGCGGCGCCGUGUUGUCCUCGCCGGCCCAACCGCUUUAUGGUGCCCCGCCGCCCGUCGCCGCGUUAACUCCGGCUGCGCCGCUGCCGCCCCGUGUUUUCCAGGGAAGUGCCGGGGGCUCCGCACCGCCCGCAAGCUCCGCAGCCACCGCCGCGACCAGAAGUGGCACGACAAGCAGUACAAGAAGGCCCACCUGGGCACCGCGCUGAAGGCCAACCCCUUCGGCGGCGCGUCCCACGCCAAGGGCAUCGUCCUGGAGAAGGUUGGUGUGGAAGCUAAGCAGCCCAAUUCUGCUAUUAGGAAAUGUGUCAGGGUCCAGCUGAUCAAGAAUGGCAAAAAAAUAACAGCCUUUGUUCCCAACGACGGUUGCUUGAACUUCAUUGAGGAAAACGAUGAAGUUCUCGUUGCUGGUUUUGGUCGGAAGGGUCAUGCUGUUGGUGAUAUUCCUGGAGUUCGUUUCAAGGUUGUCAAAGUAGCCAAUGUUUCUCUAUUAGCCUUGUACAAAGGCAAGAAAGAAAGACCAAGAUCAUAAAUUCCUUUUGUGCCAGCUAGAGUACUAAUAAACGUUUUAAUUUGAUAAAUAUUUGUGUGGCUUUCUAUGUCAUAAAUGAAGGGUUUGUAUAUACAAACCCUUCACUCUGUGUAUUAUUAAACAUUGGGUGACGUGUUUGAGUGAAUGAUUUGGCUAUAGAUGACGCUAAAACUGAGUGCUUCUCUGAUUUUGGAUCAGAGAGGCAUAACUUAUUUUGAGGAAUAUGAUCAAAAGGAAAAAAAAAAAAACCUUAUACCAGAAUUUUCACAAGUCCUACGUAAGUUUAAAAAUCAAAACAAGAAAUGGCAAAACCUACGGUACUAUCAUCUCAAAUCUCUGUUCCUGGAAGAUCUUAACACAUUAGUGAAUGUUUGUUUGCUUUGUGCACUGAACGGCAUAGUCUGUUUCAAUAUAUUCAUUUUAUUAAUUCAUCUAUUUCCUUCCUAGUCAGCCUUUAAAUAUCAAAAGUUCCUAAUGUUCUUAAAAUGGUAAAGCAAGACUAUAAUAUUUUUACUAGCUUAAUUUCCCUAUUCUUAAAAUUACCAAAUUGGGAUUGCAUUUGCUGAAGAUACUUGUUUAUAGUAGUACUCUGUUAGCUCCUGAAACUGUUGCUUGGUUUUCUGGUUUUGUUUGUUUUUUUGUUAUUGACUUAAUUUAUUUAUUCUGUCCAGAUUGAAUAUAAAAAGCAAAACAGCCCUGCGUAAACACACACAGUAUGUAUUUUCUGUUUAAGCUGUAAACAUACAUUGUGUUAAUAAAGAUACAUUUAGAUCUAA